AUGGUGUCCACAUUGUGCAAAAUGUUUUAAACUUAAUAUUGGUAUUGCUAAAGAAAUUGCAUUUAAAAAAGGUGGUAUUUGUCUUUUUGAAAAAUAUAUAAAUAGCUAUACACCACUUUUCUGGCAAUGUGCAAAAAAACAUGAAUGGCAAGCUCCUUUAGAAAGAAUAAGGAAUCAUAAUUCUUGGUGUCCUAAAUGUGUAGUAGAUACUCGAAGAGUUGGUUUAGAUUUAGCUAAAAAUAUAGCUCGAUCUAAGAAUGGCGAAUGUUUAUCAGAUAAGUAUAUUAAUAUUCAUACUCUAUUGCAAUGGAGAUGUCAUCAAGGACAUAUUUGGCAUGCAGUUUUAAAUACAAUAAAAAAUCAAAAUUCAUGGUGUCCUCAAUGUGCAGGAUGUUCUAAACUUAAUAUUAAUAUUGCUAAAGAAAUUGCUCUUAAAAAAGGUGGAAAAUGUUUAUCAGAAAAAUAUAUUGAUAUAAAUUCUUCGCUUUUAUGGGAAUGUAAUGCAAAACUCUCUGUUGAAGAAGCUAGAAAAAUUGCGACUAAAAAUAAAGGAUUAUGUCUUUCUGAAAUGUAUACUGGUGCGUAUACAAAAUUAAAAUGGCAGUGUGAAAAAAAGCAUGAAUGGUAUGCAACUCUGGAUAAAGUAAAAAAUUUAGAUCUUUGCAAGAAAAUAGCAACGAAAUUAUUAGGCCCACCAUCUGAUAUUCGCAGACCAGAUUUCUUAAAAACACCUGAUCACCCAUUAGGACUUGAGCUUGAUAUAUACUAUCCACAAUAUGGUUUUGCUAUCGAAGUUCAAGAUCAGCUAAAAAAAGAACUUUGCAAUAAAAAUAAAAUAGUACUCAUUGAAAUAUGGUAUUAUGAAAACCUAUAUUUAGUAAUUUUUCAACAAUUUCAAAAAUUAGGCCUUAUUCAUCCUAAUACAGAAUUACCUCCUCAGUGGGUACUUACAA
Racocetra fulgida is the source of this 953-nucleotide messenger RNA. The record is from the annotation of a GenBank genome assembly. Lineage: Eukaryota; Fungi; Glomeromycota; Glomeromycetes; Diversisporales; Gigasporaceae.